Messenger RNA from Carica papaya (papaya), 5223 nucleotides. Lineage: Eukaryota; Viridiplantae; Streptophyta; Magnoliopsida; Brassicales; Caricaceae. The record is from RefSeq and is a predicted model, not a curated record.
UCAGGGGGCCGUGUGAUAUUAUUAGAAUGCCAUCUGGGGAUAUGAAGCCUGUAAAAGUUCCUGUCUCAAAAAAUAUGUUGGAUUCGCAUAUUAGAGAAGAACUUUCUCGAAAAGGGGGAAGAAUGGUGACAGUUGCUAUAAAAGACGCUCAGUUUCCAGGAGUUGCAGGGUUGGCUUCUCAUCAAUAUACUGUGGCCAUUCGUCUUACACAAGACCAAAGUGCCUGUGGUGAAUCAUUUUUGCAUCAGCAAAGUGCUCGCACGAGUGGCAGUAUCUCUAAUUAUUCAUGUUCUGAGCUUGAAGUGGUCAAUUGGAGUGAAGUAUUUUUCUUUAAAGUUGAUUCACCGGAGUUUUAUAUGUUGGAGUUAAUAGUGACUAACAUGGGAAGAGGUGAUCCUGUUGGAUUCUUCUCAGCCCCUUUAAAUCAGAUAGCAGAGAGUUCUGAUCAGUAUGAUUAUGUUGAUGGCUUGACCUGGAUGGACUUAUCCCCAGCAGAAUCUAUGAGAAUGACUCAAGAAGACAAGUCUAAGAAGUGUGGAAAAAUCCGGUUUUCUGUACUCUUGUCACCCCAACCUGAAAUUGAAGAAAAUAAUAAAUCAUUUUUCCUUGGUGCUAGAAAAUCUGGACUUAUUCAAAUUAGUCCUACAAUGGAGGGUCCUUGGACCACAGUGAAGCUAAACUAUGCUACACCAGCUGCUUGCUGGCGCUUAGGCAAUGAUGUAAUUGCUAGUGAAGUAAGUGUGAAGGAUGGGAAUAGGUACAUGACCAUUCGGUCUCUAGUUGCAAUAUGUAACAACACAGAUUUUUUGUUGGAUUUGUGUCUUAUACCUAAAGCUGAUACCACAACGCAAGAUAUAUAUGUUGGAUUGUUAAAACCUGGAGACUCAGUCUCUCUCCCUCUAUCAGGCUUGACACAACAUGGAUUGUAUGUAUUAAAACUACGACCCGCGGGUCUUGAUGGCCCUGAAGAAUAUUCUUGGAGUUCUGUAGUUGCUAACUCUCGUGAACAGAAGAGUUGUGAUGAAAUAUGCGUAUCAACUCUCGCACGCUCUGAAGAUUUGUUAUGCUGCACUCAGAUGAAUGGCUCCUCUUCUAGAGUUCCACAUCUAUUGUGGUUUUGUGUAAGCACACAAGCCGUGGAGAUUGCAAAAGACAUUCAUUCUGAACCUAUUCAAGAUUGGACAAUCUUGCUUAAAUCUCCAUUGUCAAUCACCAAUAAUCUUCCCCUUGAAUCUGAAUACUCUGUUCUUGAGAGGCAAGCCACUGGUCAUUUUUUAGUCUGCAAUAGAGGAAUAUUUGGUCCAGGCAAAACCGUAAAUGUCUACAAUGCUGACAUAAGGAAUCAGCUAUUCUUUUCCCUGCUUCCACAAAGAGGGUGGCUACCAAUACAUGAAGCAGUUAUUAUAUCUCAUCCCCAGGGAAUUCAAUCAAAGACAAUAGAAUUUAGAAGUUCAGCUACGGGAAGGAUUGUUCAAGUAAUUCUUGAGCAAAACUAUGACAAGGACCGACCUUUACUGGCAAAGAUUAUUAGAAUUUAUGCUCCAUACUGGUUUGCUAUUGCUAGAUGUCCCCCACUUACACUUAAGCUUCUAGAUCUGACUGUGACAAAGCAGACACGGAAGAUUGGUUUCCCCUUUCAGUAUAAAAAGAAUAAGGAAAUAUUGCUUGAGGAGAUAACUGAAGAGGAAAUAUAUGAAGGCCAUACAAUUGCUUCAGCUUUGAACUUCAAAUUUUUGGGCCUCUCAGUGUCAAUUGCUCAUUCUGGUGAUGGGCAAUAUGGACCUGUUAAAGACCUUUCUCCUCUUGGCGACAUGGAUGGAUCACUGGAUCUCUAUGCUUAUGCUGCUGAUGGAAAAUGCAUGCGGCUUUUCAUAUCUACAAAACCUUGUCCCUACCAGUCUGUACCUACCAAGGUAAUUUCUGUUCGGCCAUUUUUCACUUUCACAAACAGACUUGGUGAAGAUAUAUAUAUCAAAUUGAGCAGUGACGAUGAACCAAAGAAGCUCCAUACAGUUGAUUCAAGAGUAUCCUUUCUGUAUCAUGAAUCUGGUGGAAGAGAAGAACUCCAGGUCUGCCUAGAAGAUACAGAAUGGUCAUUUCCAGUUCAAAUUGUAAAAGAGGACACAAUCACUUUGGUUCUGAGGAGGCAUAAUGGUACGCGGAGAUUUCUGAGGACAGAAAUACGGGGAUUUGAAGAAGGUUCACGUUUCAUAGUUGUAUUUCGCCUUGGAUCAACCAAUGGUCCUAUCAGGAUUGAGAACAGAACAACUGAUAAGACCAUUGGUAUUCGCCAAUCUGGGUUUGGUGACAAAUCCUGGAUUCAGUUGGAAUCUCUUUCAACAACAAAUUUUUCUUGGGAAGAUCCAUAUGGUCAAAAAGUUAUUGAUGCUAAGAUUGAUAGUGGCUUUAGUUCUCGAAUUUGCAAAAUUGACAUGGAAAGCAUUGGAUUAUCUUCUGAGGUGCAAAGGGAACUAGGGAUGCAGUUCCAUGUUGUAGAAACUGGUGACAUCAAGGUUCUUAAGUUCACAAAUGAUUGCAUACCAGCAAGUUCAGGGGAAGGAAAUAGCUCCGUUGUAGCUUCUGGAAACCUGGGAAAUUCUCAACUCCAAAGUGUAACAGAGAGUGAUAUUACAACUUUAGAGCUUAUAGUUGAAUUGGGAGUUGUUGGAAUUUCUGUUAUUGAUCACAGACCUAAAGAACUCUCUUACUUGUACCUGGAAAAAGUGUUUGUAUCAUACUCAACUGGGUACGAUUGUGGAACAACGAGCAGGUUCAAGCUCAUACUGGGUGGUCUGCAGAUUGACAACAUGCUUCCUUUAAGUUUAAUGCCAGUGCUCUUGGCACCUGAACAGAUGGGUGAUGUGCAUCAUCCAGUUUUCAAGAUGACAAUUACAAUGCACAAUGAGGACACAGACGGCAUUAAAGUCUUCCCUUACGUAUACUUAAGGGUGACUGAGAAACCUUGGAGACUGAACAUUCACGAACCUAUCAUUUGGGCUUUUGUGGAUUUGUACAACAAUCUUCAGUUAGAUCGCAUCCCUAAAAGUUCUAAUGUCGGUCAAGUUGAUCCAGAGAUACGCAUUGACCUCGUAGAUGUUUCCGAAGUACGGUUGAAGGUGUCUUUGGAGACAGCACCAGCUGAAAGACCUCAUGGAAUUCUAGGCGUAUGGAGUCCUAUAUUAUCUGCUGUUGGAAAUGCAUUGAAGAUCCAGGUCCACUUGAGGAGGGUGAUGCACAGAGACAGAUUCAUGCGGCAGAGCUCUAUUAUUCCAGCCAUUAGUAACCGUAUUUGGAGAGACCUGAUCCACAAUCCUUUACAUUUGAUUUUUUCACUAGAUGUUCUUGGUAUGACUAGUUCAACAUUGGCUUCUCUUAGCAAAGGAUUUGCCGAGCUUUCAACUGAUGGUCAGUUCCUGCAGUUACGUUCAAAACAGGUAUGGUCAAGGAGAAUCACUGGGGUAAGUGAUGGGAUCAUUCAAGGUACAGAAGCCCUAGCACAAGGUGUUGCUUUCGGAGUAUCAGGAGUGGUGACGAAACCGGUGGAGAGUGCCAGACAGAAUGGUCUGCUGGGACUUGCACAUGGGCUCGGGCGUGCAUUUCUAGGAUUUAUUGUACAGCCAGUGAGUGGGGCUUUGGAUUUCUUCUCAUUGACUGUUGAUGGAAUUGGUGCAAGUUGUUCCAAAUGCUUGGAGGUUUUGAAUAAUCGAACCGCCCUGGAGAGGAUCAGAAACCCUCGAGCUAUCCAUGGAGAUGGUGUACUUAGGGAGUAUUGUGAGAAAGAAGCUGUUGGUCAGAUGAUACUUUAUCUUGCAGAGGCAAGCCGUCAUUUCGGUUGUACCGAAAUAUUCAAGGAACCUGCAAAAUUUGCUUGGUCUGAUCUUUAUGAAGAGCAUUUUGUUGUUCCCUAUCAGCGAAUUGUUUUAGUAACCAAUAAAAGAGUGAUGCUAUUACAGUGUCCACAUCUAGACAAGAUGGAUAAAAAGCCCUCCAAGAUAAUGUGGGAUGUGCCAUGGGAGGAGCUCAUGGCUCUGGAAUUGGCAAAAGCAGGCUGCCUUAUGCCUUCUCACUUGAUGCUGCAUCUAAAGAAUUUUAGGAGGUCAGAAAAUUUUGUACGCAUUAUUAAAUGUAGUGUUGAAGAAAUAGAGGGAAGAGAACACCAAGCUGUUAGGAUCUGUUCAGUCGUACGUAAAAUGUGGAAGGCAUACCAGUCUGACAUCAAAUGCCUGACUCUGAAGGUCCCUUCAAGCCAAAGAUUUGUGUAUUUUUCUUGGAAUGUAACUGAUGGGAAUGAAACCCAUACCUCAAGUAAAGCAAUAAUUAAUUCAAGAGACCUCUCUUCAUCCAGUUCCAUGUCAAAUGAAAGAAAAUUUGUUAAACAUACUAUCAACUUCUCAAAGAUAUGGAGUAGUGAACGGGAAUCCAGAGGUCGAUGCACAUUGUGUAGAAAACAGGUCUCAGAAGAUGAAGGUAUAUGUAGCAUUUGGAGACCUAUUUGUCCAGAUGGUUACAUCUCCGUUGGCGAUAUAGCUCAUGUUGGCAGCCAUCCUCCGAAUGUUGCUGCUAUUUAUCGUAACAGUGAUAGACGGUUUGCACUUCCAGUGGGUUAUGAUCUGGUAUGGAGGAACUGUUCGGAUGAUUAUAUAACUCCAGUGUCAAUUUGGCAUCCACGGGCUCCUGAGGGAUUUGUCUCUACUGGAUGUAUUGUUGUUGCCGGUUUCACAGAGCCAGAGAUUGAUACAGUACAUUGCGUGGUGCAAUCGCUUGCAGAGGAAACUGUAUUUGAAGAGCAAAAGGUUUGGUCUGCACCAGAUUCAUACCCAUGGGCUUGUCAUAUUUACCAAGUCCGAAGCGAUGCUCUUCACUUUGUUGCAUUGAGACAGACUAAUGAAGAAUCUGACUGGAAGCCAAUGAGGGUUAUUGAUGAUCCCCAAACCUUGAUUGAGGUCAACUGAAGCUUCUUGAACAAUUUAAAUGGCCCUUCUUAAGCAAUGGACAACUUGAGAUGUGCCUGUACCAUCUAAUCCUUCCUCAAAAUCUGUCUAGCAGCAAUAGUUUUCUGCACUAGAGGAAACACUAUCAAAAUGCACAAUCUUAGUGCUGUACAAAUUGUAUCUAUAAUCUCUUGAGAUGUUUCCAAUUUACUUAGUACACGUUUUUUAUGUAUAAAAAUAAAAAUUAAUUUUUGAAUUAAAAGAAUAAGGUAUUUGGGCAUAUUUGGAAGCA